Messenger RNA from Oncorhynchus tshawytscha (Chinook salmon), 2391 nucleotides. Its product is annotated as neuropeptide Y receptor type 2-like. Bases 1063 to 2154 code for a protein of 363 amino acids. The transcript has 2 exons. The record is from RefSeq and is a predicted model, not a curated record. Gene Ontology annotation, cellular component: membrane. Gene Ontology annotation, molecular function: neuropeptide Y receptor activity. Gene Ontology annotation, biological process: G protein-coupled receptor signaling pathway. Lineage: Eukaryota; Metazoa; Chordata; Actinopteri; Salmoniformes; Salmonidae.
UCUCUGCUUAGGAGGAGCUUCAGGAUUUUCACUUGUUUCAAUCUCAUUUGAAGACUCGUUUACCAAGGAGCCUGCAACUCAGACGGGGGAAAGGUAUCUGGACUUCCCAGCUGACUGACAGACCCUGCAGUGUUGUCUUCCCUACCAGUAGACUGAAUGACCAGACCAGACCAGGCAGUGUUGUCUUCCCUACCAGUAGACUGAAUGACCAGACCAGGCAGUGUUGUCUUCCCUACCAGUAGACUGAAUGACCAGACCAGACCAGGCAGUGUUGUCUUCCCUACCAGUAGACUGAAUGACCAGACCAGACCAGGCAGUGUUGUCUUCCCUACCAGUAGACUGAAUGACCAGACCAGACCAGGCAGUGUUGUCUUCCCUACCAGUAGACUGAAUGACCAGACCAGACCAGGCAGUGUUGUCUUCCCUACCAGUAGACUGAAUGACCAGACCAGACCAGGCAGUGUUGUCUUCCCUACCAGUAGACUGAAUGACCAGACCAGACCAGGCAGUGUUGUCUUCCCUACCAGUAGACUGAAUGACCAGACCAGACCAGGCAGUGUUGUCUUCCCUACCAGUAGACUGAAUGACCAGACCAGACCAGGCAGUGUUGUCUUCCCUACCAGUAGACUGAAUGACCAGACCAGACAGUGUUGUCUUCCCUACCAGUAGACUGAAUGACCAGACCAGACCAGGCAGUGUUGUCUUCCCUACCAGUAGACUGAAUGACCAGACCAGGCAGUGUUGUCUUCCCUACCAGUAGACUGAAUGACCAGACCAGGCAGUGUUGUCUUCCCUACCAGUAGACUGAAUGACCAGACCAGGCAGUGUUGUCUUCCCUACCAGUAGACUGAAUGACCAGACCAGGCAGUGCUCCCAGUGUAUCUGGACCAGGGACUAUUUGGCCUCAGUGACUGGACUCUGCAGUGUUACCAUCAGUUUUGGACUAUAUAAACUGUAUUCGGACUGACUGACCAGCUCCAGUGAUCCUCCCUCCUUCCAUCCCAGCAGAAAACAUGACCCCUCAGACCCUUUAAACUCAGACCCCUCCAACAGCCAGUCCACAUGGACACCACCUCCACCCACUGGCAGCUAGGCAUCCUGGGUAACGACAGUCUCAGCCUCCACCUCGACCGGCCGGGGUUCCACUCUGACAUCACCAAGCAUGUAGGAGUCCAGGCUGCUUUGAUCACAGCGUAUAGUCUGAUCAUCCUACUGGGUCUAGUAGGCAACGCCCUUGUCAUCUACAUGAUCAUCCGCUUCCGGAACAUGAGGACAGUCACUAACUUCUUCAUAGCUAACCUGGCCCUGGCUGACCUGUUGGUGGAUACGUUGUGUUUACCGUUCACACUGGUUUAUACCUUGCUCGACGAGUGGAAGUUUGGUGCGGUGCUGUGUCACAUGGUCCCGUUCGCCCAGGCGCUGAGCGUGCACGUAUCAAUCCUGACGCUGACCGUCAUCGCUCUGGAGCGCUACAGGUGUAUCGUGUUCCACCUGGGCCAGCGCCUCACCUGGCGAAGCAGCCUGCUCAUCAUGGCUCUCACCUGGACGCUGUCCGCCGUGCUGGCCGGCCCGCUCGCCAUCUUCAGAGAGUACCGUCAGGAGGAGAUCCCGUCCAUCAACCUGAGGAUCUCAGUCUGCUAUGAGAAGUGGCCGUACGGCAGCAGCAGAGACGGAGUCAUUUACAGCCUGUCUAUGUUACUGCUGCAGUACGUGCUGCCACUCUCCAUCAUCAGUUAUGCCUACAUCUGCAUCUGGAUGAAGCUAAAGAACCACGUGAGUCCAGCGAGCCGCAUCGACGCCAUUCAGCGCAGGAAGAAGACCACCAAGAUGCUGGUUAUGGUGGUUGUAGUCUUCGCCACAUGCUGGUUACCCUUCCACCUGUUUCAACUAGCCAGUGACCUAGACCUGGUGCUCAGCUUAAGACAAUACAAGCUCAUCUAUACUCUCUUCCACAUCGUAGCCAUGUGCUCCACCUUCGCCAACCCGCUCCUGUACGGCUGGAUGAAUAAGAACUACAGGAAUGGGUUCCUCAUGGUGUUCAGGUGUGAGGCUAAACCAGACAGUAUUCACCCUGAGGGAUCCUUCAGGACCCGGUCACUAAGGAGGAUGUCUCUGAACAGGAGGAACGGAGGACACCCUCCAACUGCCGUCUGAUUGGUUGAUUGAUUUGCCGUCUGAUUGAUUGAUUGAUCUGCCGUCUGAUUGAGGCUGCUGUAUGGAGUGAUAUUAGCACCAUUAGAAAGAGAAUCUGAGGCUGCUGUAAAAAAAAAAAAAAAGAAGCAUUGUGUGGGUCAGAACGGCCCGUAGGGCAGCAGCCCAUCUCCUGUUUCUGUAGAGUGAACCAGAACGGCCCGUAGGGCAGCAGCCCAUCUCCUGUUUCUGUAGAGUGAA